AUGGGCAAGUGUUCUGGAAUGACAAAAAAUGUAAUGAAGUCAAUGAACGACGUAGAAAUUUCAGAAUGGCAAUGUAACACCUGCAGGUUGCAUUCCCAACGACAGUCUGCGACUCCCGAGGUAUCUCAAUGGGCGUCAGAGCUGACCCCAAAUGAGGAAAAACUUGAAAGGUUACUCAAACAAAAUGAAUCUACCAGUGCAAAGUUGACCUCCGUCCUUAAUAGGAUGUCUUGUAUUGAGAGGUUUCUCGAGGCGCGGACUGCGAGGUCCGACUCGAUGAUGCUCAAAAUAGAAAAUCAGAGUAAAACAAUAGCAGGAAUCGAGGCAACCAUGAAUGAUCUGACAGCAAGGUAUGAGGAAUUGAACGUUCAUUUGGAUAAUCAAGACAAAACAAUAAAUGAACUACAGCGGAAAAUCGGUGAAGUAGAGGGAAGGAUUUCACAAAGGGAUGAAGAGGUUGGCGAACUAAGAAAGGCUAUCGACAAUGCAGAGCUGUACUCUAGACGCCAGAAUAUUGAAAUCCAUGGUAUAGUCCAACGACCGAAUGAAGAUGAUAUGAGCGUAAUCAACACAGUGGCAACGAAGCUGGCCCUAGCACCAGUAACUUCGAUUGACAUCGAGGCUGCCCACAGGCUAAAAGCUAAUGAAGGAAGAAUCACACCUAUAUUGGUGAGAUUCACCGAGAGGCGUACACGGGACUUGUCGGUGAGAAAAAGAACUACUCUUAGAAAUGAGAACAUUUUUAUAAAUGAAAACUUGACUAGAGCGCUGAAAAGUUUGUUGUGGUCCACCAAGGCACGUGCGAAGGAAAAAGGGUACAUGUAUACUUGGAUGAAGAACGGAAAAAUAUUCGUAAGGCAGAAGGAGGGAGCGGCGGUGAUUCAGAUUGAGAGCGAACGAGACUUAAUCAAAAUUAGGUAAUCAUGGAAUCGCUUUUUGAAUCGUUCCGUGAGUGGGACGGAUAUUCGGAAAGUUCUAGAGCGGAAAGAAGUAACGCUGACACUAAACUAAGCUUAAUUCAUGUAAAUGUUAGGAGUAUUUACAGACAUUGGGAUCAGUUAAUGUUAAUUUUAUC
Molecule: messenger RNA, 1075 nt
Organism: Ixodes scapularis (black-legged tick)
Lineage: Eukaryota; Metazoa; Arthropoda; Arachnida; Ixodida; Ixodidae
Exons: 1
Coding region: 1-921 (306 amino acids)
Source: RefSeq, a predicted model, not a curated record